AUGGCUUCUGCAGUGCCCUACAAUCCGGACGGGUUUGAUAAUCCGUUUGCGGAGAGUGAAAACGGACACGGUGUCCUCAACAACCACGACGAUGACAAGGGAAAUGUUGGCGGGGCUGGCGAGGCGGAUGAGACGUCCAAUGCGGUUUACGAAGAGGAGCCUGCCGACGACAACAAGCCGUUUGUGGGUGAGGACGGUGAUGACGACGCGCAUGACGUUGGCAGCGUCAGUGUUCAUGGGGGGUUUGGCGAGCAGGGGGCUCACGACACGGCAGAGAGCGCAAGCGACCAAGUCGUCAGUGGCGACAAUGCUGCUGACAGUGCUGCUGUCGACGGCGCUGCCCCUGCCCCUGCCGACGGAGCCACCGAUGCUGAUGCCAUCUCCGCCACCAAGCCUGCUGACGGCGAAACGAAAAAGCCGGUCAAGCGGUUCCUCAAGAUCCGAGUCAUGGCAAUAGAGCCCGGCAAAACCAUCAUCUAUCGCCUUGAAGGCACCACCAACUUCCCCAAGUACCGCACCUCGCACUAUCGAGACAUCCGGCGCACCCACGGCGAGUUCGUCGCGCUGUUUGAGCAUCUCAACGGCGCCAACGCGGAGUGCUUUGUGCCUGCUGUCCCCGCGCUGCCUUCCGGAUCUAUCGGCAACUCUAACAACACCCAUGCCGCCGAACAGGCCCGCAAGGUGAUGCAGACUUGGCUGGAUCGGGUCUGUGGCGACCCCAUCUUGUGUCGCGACGACGAAAUGCGCUUUUUCGUGGAGGCCGACUUUGGUUACAGCCCCAACGUAAAGCGACGACCCCCCGCCACCGGUCUCAAGCGAAAGGCCAUGAAGCAGUGGGCUCCCCCCUUAGACGACAAUGCUGAGCUCCGUGACUUCCGACCGGUGGUCAAGGCUCUCUACAAUACUGGAUCCGAUACAGUGUCCAAGUACGAACGCCAAUGCAAGAUUGAGCGGCAACUUGCCCUCGGUCUGGCCGAGCUAGGCCACAAGACCAUUGCCUGUGGCGACGUACUGAACCCCGGCGCAGCAGCUCUGCGGUCCCGUGAUCUGGGCCCUGUCUUUGCCGCAUUCGGCCAGGCACUUGUGUCUGUGUCUGACAUUGCUUACGCGCGAGCUGCUGUCCAGAUUGCAUCGUUUGUGGAUCCCCUCGAUCUAGUGUCCCAGACCGGCUACGUGGCCAAGGAGCAGCUGACCAACCGGCACUUGCUGAUGCGGGAGUUAGAGACUCUGCAAACCAAUGCCAAGAACAAGCAUAUUGCCGCUGAGCGCAUCAAAAUCUCCGGCCAGCACAACCCCCACAAGGUCGAUGAGGCCAUUGCUCUGUACGAGGAGGCUACGCGGGCCGAGACUCGGCUCUCGAACCGUCUCAAGCGCAUUUCCGACGCCUUGUGUAUCGGCAAGACCAAGCUGACCAAGAACGUCGAGGAGGAUCUCACCCAGGCCGUGCGGGAAGUGACCCAGCGGGUCAUUGAGUGCGAGCGAAGGACGCUUGCUGUGUGGGAAAACAUCCGAGGCGAUGUCCGGGCUGCCGACGGAGCUCGGGGCGGUCUUUCUCGUCUUGGCAGAAAGCGGGUGGGUGCUUCUCAGGCCCAGACCCGGUCCCAGGGCCCUGGAGGCGAUGCUUGGUCGGGAGACCGAAAGGUGCGAGCCGAGGAUCAGGACCAGGAGGUAGAUGAGGGCGAUCUGGACGAGAGCAGGGUGGAUGCCAAGAUGGCAGCAUCGUUGCUUGGUGGAAGCACCUUUUAG
Messenger RNA from Yarrowia lipolytica CLIB122, 1746 nucleotides. RefSeq lists its product as uncharacterized. The record is from RefSeq and is a predicted model, not a curated record. Gene Ontology annotation, biological process: intracellular protein transport; retrograde transport, endosome to Golgi. Gene Ontology annotation, cellular component: retromer, tubulation complex; endosome. Lineage: Eukaryota; Fungi; Ascomycota; Dipodascomycetes; Dipodascales. Gene Ontology annotation, molecular function: phosphatidylinositol-3-phosphate binding.